This is a messenger RNA of Gregarina niphandrodes, 558 nucleotides long. RefSeq lists its product as hypothetical. The record is from RefSeq and is a predicted model, not a curated record. The annotation marks the transcript as partial. The transcript has a single exon. Lineage: Eukaryota; Apicomplexa; Conoidasida; Eugregarinorida; Gregarinidae.
AUGAGGUUGGCGGACGGGCGGGAGCACGAGGUAGUCGGACUGGUCCUGCCGGGCAUCGGCGGUAUCACCUUAGGGAUGCCGUACCUCCGGGAGCAUCGAGCGGAGCUCGAUGUCAGCGGGGGGCGGCUCCAGUUAGACGGUCAGCCGCUGCGGCUGACCCAGCGGGCCGGCAAAUCCCCCGGCGGAGGGGCCGCCACCGCAAGAGGAAGUGAGGCGCUGAAGGAGGCCCUCGGGAACGUCGGGGACGGGACCGGAGGGCGGCGCCGGCUGGAGGCACUGCUCCUGGAGCACGAGGAGGUGUGGUGCGGGGAGGACUUGGGCCGGACCACUGUGGUGGAACACGGCAUCGAGGUGACCGACCCGAGGCCGGUCGCGUGUCGCGGGCGGCGGUACAAUGACGCCCAGAAGGCUAUCAUCGAGGCGGAGGUCACCGCCAUGUUGGAGAAGGGGGUGAUCCGCCCGAGCCGGAGCCCGUACGCCUCCGGGAUCGUCCUCGUCAAGAAGAAGACGGGCGAGAGGCGGUUCUGCAUUGACUACCGCCCCCUCAACGCCGUCACG